This is a messenger RNA of Arachis duranensis, 1861 nucleotides long. Its product is annotated as soyasapogenol B glucuronide galactosyltransferase-like. The record is from RefSeq and is a predicted model, not a curated record. Lineage: Eukaryota; Viridiplantae; Streptophyta; Magnoliopsida; Fabales; Fabaceae. The transcript is spliced from 2 exons. Bases 229 to 1722 code for a protein of 497 amino acids. Gene Ontology annotation, molecular function: UDP-glycosyltransferase activity.
AGAAAACUAAAAAAAAUAAAUACUAAAAGAGUAGAAUAAUAUUCUAUUUGGUCAAUCACAAGAGGUAAGUAGGGUAAGCAAUUCAUAAUUUCAUAUGUGUAUUUUCAGAGGACCCUUUCUCUCUGACGUAACUACCUGAAGGCGAUACUAACUAAGCACUUCCCUUUGGCCUCAAAAAGUUUCGAAGGAGUUUUCUAGACCAGGCACAAACACACUCAAAGAUUUGGCAUGAAAAUGGAACCUCAAUUGAAUAUAAUUUUUCUUCCAUAUCCAACUCCUGGCCACAUGAUCCCAAUGGUAGAUUCAGCAAGACUAUUUGCAAGGCAUGGAGCAAGUUCCACCAUCAUCACUACACAAGCCAAUGCUUCAACAUUCCAAAAGGCCAUAGACAGCGACUUCGAAGCCGGAUACUCAAUCAGAAUCCAUGUGAUUCCAUUCCCUGCAUCUCAAGUUGGUCUCCCUGAAGGUGUUGAAAACAUUAAAGAUGGCAAUUCACUAGAAAUCAUGGGUAAAAUCGGCCGCGGAAUACACAUGCUCAGAGAUCAAAUUGAGCUCCUCUUUCAUGAUCUUAAUGCUGAUUGUUUAGUCACAGAUAUGUUAUAUCCUUGGACAGUGGAUUCUGCUGAGAAAUUAGGAAUUCCAAGGCUUUACUUUUACAGCUCGAGCUACUUCUCGAAUUGCGCUAGCUAUUCUGUUAGGACUCAUAGGCCUCAUGAUGGACUUGAAUCUGAUACAAGCAAGUUUUUGAUUCCGGAUUUGCCACAUAAAACAGAGAUGACUUCUCUGCAGCUUGCAGAGUGGAUAAGGACUAAGAAUAACAGCACCGCACAAUUUUUCGAUGCAGUGUUUGAAUCUGAGAAAAGAAGCUAUGGUGCAGUGUACAAUAGCUUUCACGAUCUUGAAAAUGAGUAUGAGGAACAUUACAAGAACAUAAUGGGGAUCAAAGUUUGGAGUAUAGGACCAGUUGCAGCAUGGAUCAAUAGUACUAAUAAGGGACAAAAACAUGAUCAUGUAGAAGAAUUAGAGCCCAAAUGGUUAAAGUGGCUUAAUUCCAAGAAAAUUGGUUCAGUUUUGUAUGUUUCUUUUGGUAGCCUAACUAGGCUUCCUAAUGCUCAAGUUGCUGAAAUUGCUCAUGGACUUGAAAAUUCUGGUCAUGAUUUCAUUUGGGUAAUUAGGAAAAGGGAAAAUAAUGAUGAUGACAAUGAUGGAGAUAGUUUCUUGCAUGAUUUUGAGGUUAGGAUGAGAGAAAGCAAUCAGGGCUAUAUUAUAUGGAAUUGGGCUCCACAGUUGCUAAUAUUGGAACACUCUUCUAUUGGAGGAAUUGUGACACAUUGUGGAUGGAAUUCAAUUCUUGAAAGCUUGAGUUUUGGGUUGCCAAUGAUCACUUGGCCAAUGUUUGCUGAGCAAUUCUACAAUGAGAAGUUGUUGGUUGAUAUGUUGAAGAUCAGCGUCGCGAUCGGGGUGAAGGAGAACAAAUUGUGGGUGAGUUUGGGUGAGGAAGAUGUGGUGAAAAGGGAUAUGAUCACAAAUGCUGUGAAAGUUUUGAUGGGAAGUGGUGAAGAGAGCAUGGAAAUGAGGAAGAGAGCAAAGAAGCUUGGGGAUGUUGGCAAGAGGGCUAUAGAGGAAGGGGGAACAUCUUACAACAACUUGAUUCAGUUGAUACAAGAGCUAAAAUCAUUGAAGGUAUCAAGGGAACUUAGCAAAAGAAAAUUGGAAAAUUAAAAGUUUCAAACGGUUGGUGGAGUGGAUUUAUACAUUGAUGUAAUAUCUUUACUAUCAAAAUGUCAUGCUUCCGAUUCUGAUAAUAAGAAGUAUUACGACGACUUUAUAUAUUUAAUAAUAAAACGCCUUUGACUCAUAA